Ictalurus punctatus (channel catfish) is the source of this 4419-nucleotide messenger RNA. RefSeq names its product protein phosphatase 1, regulatory subunit 15B (gene ppp1r15b). The record is from RefSeq and is a predicted model, not a curated record. NCBI's taxonomy places the organism in Eukaryota, Metazoa, Chordata, Actinopteri, Siluriformes, Ictaluridae. The coding region runs from base 257 to 1684 and encodes 475 amino acids. Gene Ontology annotation, cellular component: endoplasmic reticulum; protein phosphatase type 1 complex. Gene Ontology annotation, biological process: response to endoplasmic reticulum stress. Gene Ontology annotation, molecular function: protein phosphatase regulator activity. The transcript is spliced from 3 exons.
CGUGUACACCACCGCGGUCGAAGACAGUGAAUGACAAGUGAUGGCUGUUGUAAGUGACUGAUUUAUGAAGUUGUUAAAGACAACACUUUAAAAAACAUGGCUUGAAAUAAUAUUUUUUGCUCGGAGUUAUUAGCAUUUUCUCGAGAGAGAAAAUGUGCUUUUUGAAGAUUCAAAACCAAACGACAGGGUGCUUUGUGGAAAGCUCCGCCAGGGAGGAUUAUCAGAACACCUGACCAUUUUUCGCUGCGGAAAGAAGAUGAAAAGCGUGAUUGGAAAGGCGAUAGAGCGAAGCGCGAUGCAGCGCUUUAGCCACAGUGGCAUGGCGCUUUUACCGUGGACCAGACAGAUCCUGACAGUACUGUGGGAAAACGUCCGCUUAAUGCUUCAAGUCAUCUGCUGCAGCUUAAUGGCAGUUUUCCAGAUGUUCAGGUUUGAACUUCACCUGCGCAUCACAGAUGACACAGGAGAACAUAUUCAGCACAUGACGAAUGCCCAUGGUGAUACCGAAGGUUUUCUCCUGUCAUCACUGUUUGAAAGUAACAAGAAUGUUGUAGUGGCAGGUCCAAAUCCGCUGUCAAGGUUUAACAAGGAUCCUUUCAACCUAAAUUCACAUUCCAGGUCUGUUCUGUCCAGUCUUGUGAAUGACGAUCUCUGCUGCUCAUUGGUGGACAAUUUAGUAUCGUGUGCAACUGAGUGUCUCAAUGAAAAUGAAGAUGUAUGUGUAGGAGAGCAGUUUGGCUGGAAGCACAGGUUUGACUGGAAUUUUCAUACAGGUUUAGAGGGUAGAGUAGAUGAAGAAUGUCUACCAACUCUUUAUGGAAAUGAGGUUCAGAAACAGAGUGAUUGUUGUACAGGAGUGGAAUGUAAUUGGUCAAGGUUAAGUUUCAAAAGUCAAAGUUCAGAUAGCGAGUUCAGCUGGGGUAGCUCAGAUAGUUCUUCCAUAGAUAGAGAGCGAGAGGACAGUGAUGGGCUCUGGGAUCUUCUUAGGUGUUCCAACGAUCCAUACCACCCACUGCACUUCACAGCAUGUAUGUCCAGUGCAGUUGCUAAUAGACAGAGAACACAACCAGGAUCAAGUCUGCAAAGAAAUGAGUUCACAUCAACACCAUCUAGUGUGUUCUGUUUCUCAGAUUCUAGUGAGCAAGGAAACACUGAGACUGUCAACUCGGAAGAUGAAGAAGAGGCAUUGUGGAAGUCUCUGUCUUGGGAUGAUGACCCUUACCACCCAUUGAAUUUUAGAGCUCCUCUCAGCAGUGCACACGCAUUUACAGACUCCCAUGAGAAAGGCCCUAAAACAUCCAGAGACUCCACAAGCACUAGAUGUCCCAAGCCAAUUUUGAUGCAAAGGCAAGUUUUCAGUCACCGGUGUCCUCAGAUGUGUGUGGAGAAGCCAGCUAAAGUGCCCUGGAAAAGGCCCAUAAAUAAGACUGUUGAUGCCAGCAUGACAAAGAAAAUUUCUACUGUGAAAAGGGUGAAAUUCUCUCCAGUUGUACAAAUUCACAAGAUGAGAGCUUGGUCAUUUGCUCUUCAAGCAUGCCGUAAGGGGCCAUGGGAGGAGCACGCUCGGGAUAGGGACCGUUUCCAGAGGAGAAUUUUGGAAACAGAGCAGGCCAUCGGAUAUUGUUUCAUGAGGUCACACAGAGAUAAGUUUUUUAUCUAUCACCAAAGUACACUAACCAAAUAAGCAUAUUCUAGGAAGACUUUGUAAUCUUAACUGAAACCCUUAACAACUCUGUUGUGUUGCGCACACAUUUUUCAGGCUCACGUCUGUUAACAAAUCUAAAUAUUUUCUUUACAGUGCCUUCUAGACUAGUAACAAAUGGAAGUAACAGUGUGACAGCUGUUUUACCAUAAAUGUAGCUGGCAUACAGUCAGGUCCAUAAAUAUUUGGACAGUAACACAAUUAUUGUAAUUUUGCCUCUGUACACCACAAUGUAUGUGAAAUUAAUCAAUCAAGAUUUAAUUGAAGUGUAGACUUUCAGCUUUAAUUCAAGAGGUUUAACAAAAAUAAAUGGAAUCCCUCCAUUUUCACAGGCUCACAAGUAAUUGGACAAACUAACAAACAUAAAUAUUACGAUUAUUUUUAAUUCUUGGAUGCAAAUCCUUUGCAGUAAGGGACUGUCUGAUAUCUGGAACCCAUGGACAUCACCAAAUGGUGAGUUUUCUCCCUUGAGAUGCUUUUCCAGGCCUUUACUGCAGUUGCCUUCAGUAGCUGCAUGUUUGUGGAUCUUUCUGUAAGUUUUGUCUUCAGUAAGUGAAAAGCAUGCUCACUUGGGUUGAGGUCAGGUGAAUGACCCAGCCAUUUAUGAACAUUCCAUUUAUUUGCCUUAAGAAGCUCUUUGGUUGCUUUUGCAGUACAUUUUGCAUCAUUAUCCAUCUGUGAACUGUCAUCCAAUCAGUUUUGCGGCAUUUGAAUGAAUCUGAGCAGAAAGUAUAGUUCUAUACAUUUCAGAAUUCAGCAGUCACAUCAUCAGUAGACACCAAUGACCCAGUUCCAUUGACAGCCAUACAUGCCCAUGCCAUAACAGUUCCUCCACUAUGUUUGACAGAUGAUGUGGUAUGCCUUGGAACACAAGCCCUUCCUUUCCUUCUCCACUCUUCUCUUCCCAUAAUUCUGGUACAAGUUAAUCUUGUGUCAGAACUGUAUUUACAUGUAUGAAGGCAUCUCUUGAUUGUAGAUUUUUUAUAUGAUACAGACAAUGAUACACAUACCUCCUCCAGAGUGUUCUUGACUUGGCUAGAUGUUGUGAAGGGGUUUUUCUUCAACAAGGAAAGAAUACUGUGAUCAUCCACUUUAGUUGUCUUCUGUGGCCUUCCUGGCCUUUUUGUGUUGCUGAGCUCACGAGUGCAUUGCUUGUUUUUUUAAGAAUGUACCAAAUUGUUGAUUUGGCCACUCCUAAAGUACAUUUGCAUAGACACCUCUUUGGACAGCAUAUUGAGGGUUCCCAUGAACGUCUACCAAAUGCAAAUUCAAUGCUUGGAAUCAACUCCAGACCUUUUAUCUCCUUAAUUUGUCAUAAAAUAAUGAGGAAACAGGCCACACCUGGCCAUGAAACUGCUUAUCAGUCAAUUGUCCAAUUACUUUUGAGAAAAAUAUCUGUCAUUCCUAAAUGGUUAAUGCAAUAUUUUUUUAAACACCUUGAAUUAAAGCUGGAAGUCUACACUUCAAUCACAUCCAUUGUGGUGGUAUACAGAGGCAAAAUUACAAAACUUUGUCACUGUCCAAAUACUAAUAGACCUGACUGUGUAUGGUAUGCGGCUGUUGUUUUUAACUGAUGAGGAUACAAAAUGUUUUGCUGCUACACUCUAUAUUUUUUUGGCUAAUUUGAGAAACUUCCUUUCUUUUAAAUGUGUAUUCAUAUGGUUUCUUGUUUUUGUCAGAGAGUUUAGUAAUCCUGUAAGAAGAGUGUGUGUAAGAGAGGGGUUAAAAACAAUGCAUGAUGAAAUUCCCCUGAGAAGAAAUCAAUUAGCGUCUCCCCUUGACACAUCAGUGGAAGCACAAAUUGCAUGGUGCAAAGCAGAGCAAUAAUGUAGGCAAUCUUUAACAUACAUUAGCACAGCAGAUCUUUUUCUUUGUGUAAGAGUUGUAAGUUCUCCCUGUUGCACACUUUUUUUUUUAGCAAGCAAGCUUUAUGUGGGUGGGGGGGUUAGGGAAUCAGUUUUCCCAUUGCUUACCUGGCUAUAACACAGUCUGUCAUUGUUGUUUAAUUGUACCUCACACCGCUAGAGAUCCAGUUACGUGUGUGUGUAUGUAUACUACUGAGUCUCACUCCAUCUCUACUGAUGCUGUAGUGUAUCUGGUUGUCAGGCAACCAACAGAGCUGUGCUUGGUAGCUCUCAAAGUAUUACAGGAGAUUGCAGUGGGAACAGUGCAUUGUGGGAGAUUAGCCAGCAUGGUCAUUAUAGAGAGUGGUGAAGCUAAGAAGGUGGGAGUGGAUGUGGCUGGAUCUCUGGAGUCUCAAUUACACUGUUUAGACUGUCUGAUGCAAUCAGCAGCCUCUGUGAGUUAAACACAAAAGGUAGCUUAGGCAAACUCAAACAGUCCCACAGGGUCUCUUUUCUUUUCUUUUGGUGAAAGGUUCAACACUCCUGUUAUGCUUAAAGUAAGCUCAAAUUUAUAGCAAAUGUUAAGUUUGUUGUCUUUAACAUUUUUAAUUAUUGCAUUUUGUUAUUUCUGUAAAAGUUUGUUCAAAAUCAGAUAAAAAAUUUCAGCAUAUUAUGUCUAUGAAGGGUUGGGCUGUAACAGUGGCAGCUUUUUACCACUGCAGUGGUUAAUGACCAAAACACUGUGGUGAGCGGUGGUGGUGGUGGGGGUUGGGGUGGGGGUGGUCGGUGUUAGUGAAAUGUAUAUCACAAUAUAAUAUUGAAUAAUAUAAUAAUAAUAAUAAUAAUAAUAAUAAUAAUGUGUGUGUGUGUGUG